AUGCGAUUGUCAGCCCGGCGGGGAGCCCUUGCUCUGCUGUGCCUGAUUGGGGUCUACAAUUUGGUCAGGCUCCUGGAGCAGCUACUGGCUUGCCAGGGGAAAGGGGCAAGACACCGGAGUGUCUCUGUGCUUGUGCAGCACAGGAAUGGGACGGAGUACCGUUAUACCCAGGAGACUCCGCUGGUGUUUGUAGGUGGGGUGCCCCGUUCAGGAACCACUUUAAUGCGGGCCAUGCUGGACGCUCACCCAGCCAUCCGCUGUGGGGAGGAGACCAGGGUAAUCCCCAGGCUCCUGGCUCUGCGGCAGGGCCUGGCGCGUGACAGUGAGGGGCGGCAGCAGCUGGAGGAGGAAGGAGUCAGUCAGGAGAUUCUGGACUCUGCCUUCACUGCUUUCCUGCUGGAAGUCAUCUCCCGCCACGGAGAGCCUGCCUCACUGCUGUGUAACAAAGAUCCCUUUACACUGAAGAGCGCCAUCUAUCUGUCCCAGAUCUUCCCCAAGUCACAGUUUUUACUGAUGGUUAGAGAUGGUCGAGCAUCUGUACACUCUAUGAUCUCUAGGCGAGUGACAAUCGCAGGCUUUGAUCUGACCAGUUACAGGGACUGUCUCACCAAGUGGAGUCGGGCCAUAGAGUCAAUGGUAUUUCAGUGUACCGUGGUGGGAUCGAAACGCUGUCUAAUGGUGCACUAUGAAGAUCUGGUGCUGCAACCGCGUACUACGAUGCAGAAUGUACUACGUUUCCUGGGUGUGUCAUGGCAUGAAGGGGUGCUACACCAUGAAGAGGCCAUAGGACAGCCAGGAGGCGUGUCCCUGUCUCGAAUUGAGCGCUCUACUGAUCAGGUUAUCAAACCAGUUAACCUGGAGGCACUCACACGCUGGGUCGGCCACAUUCCAGCAGAUGUGCUGGAAGACAUGGGGCUAAUAGCCCCUAUGCUUAGCAGGCUAGGCUAUGAUCCCAAUGCCAACCCCCCAGAUUAUGGUCAACCAGAUCCUGAGGUGUUAAAAAACACUGAAAAGAUAUUAAGAGGAGACUUCAAAGCCCCAACACAUUUAAAAAGGGAAGCCUAA
This is a messenger RNA of Chanos chanos (milkfish), 1065 nucleotides long. RefSeq names its product tyrosylprotein sulfotransferase 2 (gene tpst2). The record is from RefSeq and is a predicted model, not a curated record. Gene Ontology annotation, cellular component: Golgi apparatus. Lineage: Eukaryota; Metazoa; Chordata; Actinopteri; Gonorynchiformes; Chanidae. The coding region runs from base 1 to 1065 and encodes 354 amino acids. Gene Ontology annotation, biological process: peptidyl-tyrosine sulfation. The transcript has 4 exons. Gene Ontology annotation, molecular function: protein-tyrosine sulfotransferase activity.